Molecule: messenger RNA, 4171 nt
Organism: Oryzias melastigma (Indian medaka)
Lineage: Eukaryota; Metazoa; Chordata; Actinopteri; Beloniformes; Adrianichthyidae
Gene: dgcr8
Product: DGCR8 microprocessor complex subunit
Exons: 14
Coding region: 444-2762 (772 amino acids)
Biological process (GO): primary miRNA processing
Cellular component (GO): microprocessor complex
Molecular function (GO): double-stranded RNA binding; identical protein binding; heme binding
Source: RefSeq, a predicted model, not a curated record
AACCUUUGCGCAAGGAGGCGGGACAUAAAUUAGCUAGCCGCUCCAGUUUUCCCCAAGAUGGCGGGGUUGCCAUCGAAGCCAUAUGGCCGCACUUCGAGGAGAAAAUAAUCCAAGCGAGGGGGUUAUCCACCAACAGGAGACAAAUGUGUAAAUUAUAUCGCUCCCUGAUGUUCACAUUGGAGGGUGGUCUGAGUCUCUAUUCCAUAAGCUGAAUGCAUUGUGAUUUCCAAUAAUUGAGACAGUGAUUUUGAAAGCUGUCUACAUUAAUGAAAAGAGCAAUGUAGUCAGCUUAGCAUAAACACCUCUGGCACGCGGUCUAAACAGGGAUGAGUUUCUUCAUGUUUUCUGAUUUGGUGUCAAAGAUGAACACAAAUCAAGUGUAACUUUGUCUUUUAAAAAAUAUAGCUGUCAGAUUGAAGUUGUAGCUCUUAAUUAAAGAAAAAAUGGAGCUAGAUGAUGUUUUACCCCCACUCCCAUUAGAGCCUCCUGAUGAUUUUGGCCUGGAACAAGGCAGGGCACCUCCACCACCUCCCCUGCAAACGUCCAGUGACGCAGAGGUAAUGGACGUUAGCUCUGGUGGUGAUGGAUUCACGUACACCCCAGAGGACGGGACGCAGGAGCCUCUCGGCAAGGGUUUAUUUACUUUUAGUAACCACCUUUCCAACGAGGCCGGUUCCAACCCUCCGUGCCCAAGAACCGCUCGCCACGCUCCCCCGGUCACCAAGUUUCUGCCAGACCUCAAGCUGCUCAGAGAUGUCAAGAUCAGUGUGAGCUUCACUGAAAGCAGCAGCAGCAGCAGUAAUAGUAGUAGCAGCAAGGACAGGAAAGUGUUGUACACCGGGGAGGGCGAAGAGGCAGGGAGUGACAAUGGCUUAGCUAGUCUGAAUGGAGAACUGCAGGAGCUGGCGAGCAUGCAGGAGGCAGGUAGCUCUGGAGCAGGAGACGCAGCAGGCAGGAAGUCGGAGGAGGCUGAGGUGGACAUGGAAAAUAGGGUAGAGUUUGCAGUUCUGGAUGAGUUGGAUGACCUCUACGAAAACCUGUUGGAUCAGGACGAUGGAGAGAACGACGGCCUUAAGUCUGAGGGCAUGGUUCCCCACGACCAGGUGGAUGCUGGAGCUUUCCCUUACGAGGUGGAGUUUGACACGGAUGUGGACGCGCUGUUGGAGGAGGGCAUGCCCAUGCCAAAGAAAAUGCGCCAAGCUGAAGACAAAUAUGGCGGCGACAGUGAUCACCAGUCCGAUGGGGAAGGAGGGGUUCAGCCGAUGAUGACCAAAAUCAAGACCGUCCUGAAGAGUCGGGGACGUCCGCCUACUGAGCCUCUUCCAGAUGGAUGGAUCAUGACAUUCCAUAACUCGGGCAUUCCAGUCUACCUGCACAGAGAAACUAGAGUGGUGACCUGGUCCAGACCGUACUUCAUUGGAACUGGCAGUAUUAGGAAACACGACCCCCCUACCAGCAGCAUCCCUUGCCUUCACUACAAGAAAAUGCGAGAACAAGAGGAAAAAGAUUUGAGGGAGGAGCUAACUUCAACCACGGAGCAGCUUCCCCCCAAGCCGGAUGAGCAGGGGAGCGGCGAAGAGGCCAAGUCGUCGGACGAGCAGGAUGCAGCCACGGCUGUGGUCGACGAGACGGAUCCAACCACUGACAACAGCCAGCCGAGUAAAGAGGCCCAUCCCUGCGACACCGCCCAAGGAGCGCUGGGGCAGGUCAAGGCCAAGGUGGAGGUGUGCAAGGAUGAGUCUAUAGAACUUGAAGAUUUCCGCCAGUACCUGGAAAAAUGCUUCGACUUUGAACAAGUCACCGUCAAGAAGUUUCGCACUUGGGCCGAGCGGAGACAGUUCAACCGAGACGUGAAGAGGAAGCGCGCCGAAUCAGAAAGACCCAUCCUGCCCGCCAACCAGAAACUCAUAACGCUGUCGGUGCAGGACGCUCCGACCAAGAAAGAAUUUGUCAUUAAUCCAAAUGGGAAGUCAGAAGUUUGCAUCCUGCAUGAAUACAUGCAGCGAGUCCUGAAGGUUCGACCUGUUUACGACUUUUUUGACUGUGAGAACUCGAGUGAACCCUUUGGAGCGUCUGUCAUCAUAGAUGGAGUCACUUAUGGCACAGGAACUGCGAGCAGUAAAAAACUUGCCAAAAAUAAAGCUGCCCGAGCCACACUGGAGAUCCUCAUUCCUGACUUUGUGAAGCAGACUUCAGAGGAGAAACCUGUUGAGGGGGAUGAACUGGAGUAUUUUAAUCAUAUCAGUAUAGAAGAUUCAAGAGUGUACGAGCUGACCAACAAAGCUGGACUACUUUCGCCAUAUCAGAUUCUCCACGAGUGCCUUAAAAGAAACCACGGGAUGGGGGACACGAGCAUUAAAUUUGAGGUGAUCCCAGAUAAAAACCAGAGGAGUGAAUAUGUGAUGACAUGUGGGAAACACACAGUACGAGGCUGGUGUAAGAAUAAGAGGGUUGGCAAACAGCUAGCAUCUCAGAAGAUCUUGCAGAUGCUUCACCCGCAUGUUAAGAACUGGGGCUCACUGCUGCGCAUGUACGGCAGAGAGAGCAGUAAGAUGGUCAAAAAGGAGAACUCCGAUAAGAGUGUGAUUGAGCUCCAGCAAUACGCCAAAAAGAACAAGCCUAACCUUCAUAUCUUGAACAAACUGCAGGAAGAAAUGAUGAAGUUGGCAGCUCAGAGAGAGGAAACAAGAAAAAAACCCAAAAUAACCAUCAUGGAGUCGGCCCAGCCGGGGAGCGAGCCCCUCUGCACUGUUGACGUCUAAGUCCUGGAAUCAGCACUGAAACCCAGUUACUGUCCAACAUUUCUCAGCAUCCAUCACUGAAGUAUGCAUCACUGAAACCUAACGGCAAUAUAGUGACACAUCCAGCAGGCAGGGGAAGCUUCUCGCGUUUCUUUUUUCUCCAAUAAUGGUCAAGCUGGUAGAUGAGAGGGUAGGGCUAAAUGCACUUAUGGACCCAACAGAAGAAACAUAUUGUCUACCUCUCUAGAUGCUUUCAUAUUAUGGCACAAAAAUUAGCAAAAUGUCAGAAAGCAGAAAAACCUGCAUGCUUAGACUGCAAAAAAAAUCACAGCAGGAUCUGCUUCUUUUUUUUUCCUUUCUUCCCCUUGAAGUGUUUUAGACCAUCUUUUACCACCGUCACUGUUAAAUUUGUGCUUGAAGUAUUUGAAAGGGACUACUAAUACUCAUAUUUAUCUUUUAAUUGGGAAACAGUUCGGUGUUUGGAUGUUUUUAACCGUGGCUGUUCUGGACGACGAACACGCUCGAUGUUUCUAUCCUCGGUAUGGAAUGUUGUCUGCACGACGAGAACUGUGAAGUGAUCACUAUUCAGAUUUCUUGGUAUGCACUCGUGUCCUGUCAGAUGUUUUCGUCGAGUGAUUGUGCUCUUUUUUUUGGUACAGAAAUCCCCCGCCGCUCUCCAGACGUUCUGGUGGGAUUUCCAGUCUUGUUGCCUUUCUAUGCUUUGGUGGAACGCGUAGCUGAGAUCCUUUAGCUUCAUGUCAAAACUGCAGUAAACCCAGAGUACUGGAAACAUUUCACUAAUCCUUUUAUCAUUGCUUUUUAGGCUGUACUUAAAGAACGCACAGUUUUGCAUGUUUGUUUUUGUGCCCUUUAAUAAUAAAAUAAAUAAAAGGAAGUUGGUAAUGUUGCCUUAGUUUCUGAAGGGCUCAUCUCCUAACACAUUGGACCUAAACACCCUUCAGUGGAAGACGGAAAGACCCAUUCUGGAAGCAUUUAUUGAAUAAUGCCGUUUCUAGGGCAAAAAAAGCUUAAAGCAGGAGCAGAUAUUUCUAGUGCAUCGUGUCUUCUUUGGCAUUUACACAUUUUUCUAAAAGAAGCCGUGAGAAAGCAGAUUCAAACCAAAACUUGCUGUUACAACUAUUGGACUCAGAAUUAUGAAGUUAGGACAAAACCCUUUUUUUCCUGUGUAUUUGGAUUGUGUUUUCUCAGUUUAAUGGAGGCUCUUGUGAUGUGUUGCUUUAAGAAUGUGCUUUCCCCUUUUCUACGCAUCUCACCUCCCGGUCAGAGCUGCUCUGAGGAGACGAGAAAAACAAACUGCUUUUGUGUCGACUUGUACUGGUUUGACUUUAUGCUGCCUAGAAAAUUCUGUCUUGGAGCUCUACGACUUCAGUGAUAUUUGUUAUGCAAAAAUAAAAGAUCUUGACUUACGA